UACAUCACCCGUGAAAAUAAUAUUCUACUCACCUUCUUCUAUCUAUAUUUAGGUACGAACUGCAAUCACCCGAACAACCAAAACCAGCCUCUCUCAUUUAUGGCUUCAUCUCUAUAUAUUUAUCUACAGUAUCUUUAAAUUCUAUUUUUCUAUAAAUAUAGUCACGGAGAUUUCCUCACUCUUCAUCUCUCUAGUAAUGUUGUAACCGAUCGCAGUUCAAGUGAGAGAGUAUCGAAAUAUUUAUUUUUUUAAAUUUAUUCGAGAAUGGAGGGUGUUUCGACGAGAGUGUACAACGGGCUAAGAGGGUAUUGGAGAAGACGGGGUUACGAGAGGAUAAGUGGUUCCGGGCGGCGACGGAAUAUUCCGGCGGUGGAGCUGGGCUCCGGCGGGUCGACCCGGAGGAAACGGUUUUGGAAGGUGAAGAUCAACCGGAAAAUAAAGAUCAAGUGUUUUUUUGCGGCGCCGAAGAAGUUUUUCAGCGGGUUGCGUGAUGGGUACGUUAGGAUGAUGAUGCGGUUUGCUAACUCGAGGGCUGUGGGAGUGAGCGGGUACGGGUCCGGGUUCGGAGGCCAAGCGUGCUUUGCGACCCGACCCAUUAAGGAGUAUGAUGAGAAAAUGAUCGUAGAGUUGUACAAGUCGAUUUUGAUGGCUCAGAAUCAGUUGGUUCAACGGGAUGCAACCCGGUUUGGAUCCGAGAUAAUUCUUCGACGGUAACUUGAGAAACUGACAGUGUCAUUAAGUUGACAAUCUCAUAAUAUAUAGUAUGUUUUUGUUUUUCAGGUGAUAAUAAUAAUGAUUAUUAUAUUUGGAAAAGGUUUCUAAGA
This is a messenger RNA of Daucus carota subsp. sativus, 824 nucleotides long. RefSeq lists its product as uncharacterized. The transcript has a single exon. NCBI's taxonomy places the organism in Eukaryota, Viridiplantae, Streptophyta, Magnoliopsida, Apiales, Apiaceae. Bases 265 to 714 code for a protein of 149 amino acids. The record is from RefSeq and is a predicted model, not a curated record.